Molecule: messenger RNA, 1017 nt
Organism: Fonsecaea erecta
Lineage: Eukaryota; Fungi; Ascomycota; Eurotiomycetes; Chaetothyriales; Herpotrichiellaceae
Exons: 2
Coding region: 1-1017 (338 amino acids)
Cellular component (GO): mitochondrion
Molecular function (GO): GTPase activity; GTP binding
Source: RefSeq, a predicted model, not a curated record
AUGGGCGCAUUCGUGCCUCGCCGAAUGUACCCUCACCUCGGGUCGAUACCUAGAUCCUACUACCUAGGCCACCAUGCGGCCGGGUUGUCGAAGAUGAAAUCGAUGAUCUCGCAAAUCGAUCUUGUUAUCGAGUGCCGAGACUAUCGUACGCCUCUUGUAUCCCGUAAUCCGUUGUUCGAAGCCAACCUCGGCGAGCGACCACGCCUGAUAGUGUACACCAAGCAAGAUCUGGGGAGUAAUUUCACAAGUGAGGACAAGCAGAGGGAAAAGAUCAUCAAGAAAUGGGAUGCUCCAUCCACCUCGUUCUUCGCAGAUGUGAAAUCCCGGGUUGCCAUCAACCGAGUCCUUGACUUUGCCCGGGCGCACGCGAAUGCCUCGACCUCCCUCUUCGGCACCCGGCUCAUGGUUGUGGGCAUGCCUAAUGUCGGAAAGUCGUCCCUUCUCAACGCUUUGCGGAAUGUCAGCUUGGGCAAGAGGAAGGCUGCAAGGACCGGUGACCAACCCGGAGUAACCAGGAAGAUCGGCAGUGAUGUCAAAAUAUUGGAGGCGGAAGACGGCAGAGAAGCCGUAUACGUUCUGGACACUCCUGGUGUCUUCGUUCCUUACGUUCCCGAUGCCGAGAGCAUGCUGAAACUCGCUCUUUGCGGAAAUGUCAAAGACACGAUUAUCCCACCGACGACCAUCGCCGAUUAUCUUUUGUACCACCUCAAUCUUCGAGAUCCAGCCUUGUACAGCAUGUUUUCCGAGCCAACAAACGAUAUUUUCGUUGUCCUGGAGGGCCUUGCGCGGAAACAGGGUCGUCUGAAGAAGGGUGGGGUACCAGAUUUUGAAUCUGCGGCUCUGCAGUUUGUGCAGAAAUGGAGAAGUGGGCAGAUGGGCAAAUUCGUGUUGGACGAUGUGACUGAAGAGGCGCUGGCUGAGCGGAUUCGGCAACUCGAGUUCCUGGGAGGGAGCAUGAAUCAAGCUCGCAAAGCUGCGAAACAACAGAAGAAGGAUGCCUACCUGGAAGCAGACUGA